AUGGCUUCACGAACGUCAGCAUUUGAUCUUUCGAAAUGCGCGCGACCUAAUAUUCUCAAACUACAACCUUACCGAUGUGCUCGAGACGACUACAAAGACGACGGGACAAAUGUCCUGCUCGAUGCGAAUGAGAACGCCUAUGGACCGGGUCUUGCCCUGGAUGCUGCUGGUAAUUUGCCCGCUGCUUCGACUGUCAAUGACGCCGGGUCCCCGCAAAUAGAUUUUCUGGGAUUGAACCGAUACCCUGACCCCUACCAAAUCGAACUCAAGAAAUUACUAUGUAAUCUGCGAAACACGAAAGUCCACACGCAAAAAGACUUGACGCCGGAUAACCUGUUCGUCGGAGUAGGAUCGGACGAAGCAAUCGAUGCUUUAGUACGAUGUUUUUGUGUCCCCGGCCGAGACAAGAUUAUUACAUGCCCGCCUACGUACGGCAUGUACGCCGUGACCGCAGACGUCAACGAUGUCGAAAUCGUCAAGGUGCCGCUGGACGCGGACAAUGGGUUCCAAUUGCAAACGGACAAGAUCAACGAGGCACUCUCGGCGGAUGAGCGGAUCAAGCUCGUCUAUAUCUGCUCUCCUGGGAACCCCACUGCGAACCUGAUCCGCAAGGAGGAUAUCCUAAAAGUACUCGAGCACCCGACGUGGAACGGAGUGGUUAUCGUCGACGAGGCAUACAUUGAUUUUGCGCCGGAAGGGUCUAGUUUGGCAGAAUGGGUGAACGAGUGGCCCAAUCUGGUUGUUAUGCAGACUAUGAGCAAAGCCUUUGGACUGGCCGGUAUCCGGCUCGGAAGUGUUUUCACAACACCGGAAAUUGCGACGUUGCUGAACAACAUGAAAGCGCCUUACAACAUCCCCAGCCCCACGAGUGUUAUUGCCCAGGCAGCGCUGGCCCCGAAGAAUCUUGCUGUCAUGGACCAGAACAGAACAAACAUCAUCACUCAGCGUGAGCGAAUGCUGGCUGAAAUGCCCAAGAUCCCUGGAGUUGGCCGGUUCCUCGGCGGACAGGCUUCGAAUUUCCUUCUCGUGCAAAUUCUGGAUAGCAAUGGAAAGCCAGACAAUGUCACUGCACUGGGGGCGUACGAAGCCAUGGCAGAGAAAAAGGGCGUCGUUGUCCGCUUCCGCGGCAAGGAAUACGGAUGCGAGGGCAGCUUGCGGGUGACGGUGGGAACAGAGGACGAAGUGACUCGAUUCUUGAAGGAAUUAAAGGUCGUACUGCACAGUCUGCACACGGGGACGCAAGUAUAG
Talaromyces rugulosus is the source of this 1248-nucleotide messenger RNA. RefSeq lists its product as uncharacterized. The coding region runs from base 1 to 1248 and encodes 415 amino acids. Gene Ontology annotation, biological process: L-histidine biosynthetic process. The transcript has 3 exons. The record is from RefSeq and is a predicted model, not a curated record. NCBI's taxonomy places the organism in Eukaryota, Fungi, Ascomycota, Eurotiomycetes, Eurotiales, Trichocomaceae. Gene Ontology annotation, molecular function: pyridoxal phosphate binding; L-histidinol-phosphate:2-oxoglutarate transaminase activity.